AUGGAGCAGGCAGAGGCGUCGCUUAAACAAGGGAAUCUUGUCAAAUAUAUACGAAAUGAAUUAACCACUUCUACGACACACGGACUCUCCUACUUUGUAGAGAAGCGUAUACAUUAUUUGGAAAAGCUUUUCUGGAUAGGAAACUUUGUGGCGUGCGCGGUACUGGCGGCACUGUUACUAAAUGUGCAGUAUAGAAGAUUUAUCGCGGCGCCAACCGUGAUGAGCGUCGAGAUGAACUACUUUGACUGGAACAUUUCAUACCCUGCAGUUACGCUUUGUCCGCUUUAUAAGCCAGACGAAAAAAAAUUUCACACGUAUAUCAACCAAACAUAUAAUUACACGGGAUUACAUGUGGAGGGAUAUUUAUGGGCAAUAUCGCAAGCUGCGCUGGACACUUUGGAAUAUAUGGACUUAAAUAUCCCGGAAGAUGUAAUCCCGCUGAUUCAUCCGAAAGAUUACGCGACAUUGGCGGCUUCAAUGUUCAGGAAAUUUGAAAACACAUGGCUGACCACUAAUACGAACUGGUCGAUUACCGUGGAUGCAGCCAUGACGGAAAUGGGCAUGUGCCACGUGAUUAAUUCCAAUGUUGCGAUAUAUGACAAACCUCAGCACUGGAAUGCUAAAGCGCCACCAUACGUGAAAAGUAACAUAGAGAUCUCUGUAUUUGAAGCGAAUUUCGUUAUUGAGAUUACAAAUUUUUCGAAUAUUUACAAGGUUUUCAUCCACAGCCCCGACGAAGUAACGACGAGUACAACAUCAUCGUUCGGUUUCGACGUGGAGGGGAUAAUCUCAUUUGGCUUGUCUGUUUGGAGUAGCAGAAUAUCGGACUCACUGCGUUAUAAAUCACUUUAUCUACGAAAAUGCAGAUUUUAUAACGAACCUAUAAGCAACAGGUAUCCCAUUUAUUCCUACAGUCAUUGCAUGUUAGAAUGUAGAGUCAAGAUGAUCCAGAAACUUUGCGGCUGCGUGCCGCAUUUCUACAGGCCUCUAGGGCACGAGCGCAUAUGCUACAUAGCGGAGUUGAAAUGCGUGCUGCGCCACAAGGCGCAGAUAGUGUCGCUGCGGGGCGCGGGGGGAGCGGGGGACGCGCGCGGGGGCCGCGCGUGCGGCUGCGGCGCCGCGUGCGAGCUGGAGCUGUACUACAAGGACAGCGAGGACUUCGAGCGCACCGAAGGGUUCAACCGGUUGAUACUCAAAAUCACGUCCUUCCCGAGAGUCCGAGUCGUCCGGGACGUCAUCUUCAGCUCCUACGACAUCCUGCUGCGGAGCGGGGGCGUCGUCAACUUGUGUAUCGGCUGCUCGAUAGUAUCCGUCGUGGAGUUCCUGCUGGUGAUGCUCAAGAUCUUCUCACACGUGAUCGUGAAAACGCUCGGACGCUUCAAAAAAUAUAAACUGAAAACUUUAAUGGGUAGAAAGAAAAAGUCGAGUCAAAAAUAAACUCAAUUUAUUACAAUUUAGUUACACUUUUUUAAUUUAAUAUGUUUUCGCUCCUCAGCCUUCUUUAUUUCGUGACAUUUUUAUACCUAGAA
Molecule: messenger RNA, 1529 nt
Organism: Vanessa tameamea
Lineage: Eukaryota; Metazoa; Arthropoda; Insecta; Lepidoptera; Nymphalidae
Exons: 11
Coding region: 1-1437 (478 amino acids)
Biological process (GO): sodium ion transmembrane transport
Cellular component (GO): plasma membrane
Molecular function (GO): ligand-gated sodium channel activity
Source: RefSeq, a predicted model, not a curated record